Messenger RNA from Ogataea philodendri, 465 nucleotides. RefSeq lists its product as uncharacterized. The transcript has a single exon. The record is from RefSeq and is a predicted model, not a curated record. Gene Ontology annotation, biological process: endoplasmic reticulum to Golgi vesicle-mediated transport. Lineage: Eukaryota; Fungi; Ascomycota; Pichiomycetes; Pichiales; Pichiaceae. Gene Ontology annotation, cellular component: TRAPP complex. Bases 1 to 465 code for a protein of 154 amino acids.
AUGAUUUAUUCGGUGUAUAUAACGUCACGGUCGGGCUCUUUGCUUUAUCAAAAGGACUUCAAGACAGUGAAUUCGCCGAUCACGCGCCAGAAGUCCAACGAUUAUCUCGUGAUAGCCAGUUCGUUGCACGGGGUGCACGCAAUCGCCUCCAAGAUCACUCCUCCCGAUGCGGUUCACAACCACGAGCGCUCGAAAUUGCUCGCCAACUCCAACCGCACCGGCCUGCGCGAAAUCGCCACCGCCCAGUUCAAAAUCUUCAUCAACCAGACCGUCACCGGCGUGAAAAUCAUCCUGUUUGUCUCCCGCGACGUGGACGAAACACGGUUCGCCCUCAUGUACGACAAGAUCUACCAGUACUACUGCGACUACGUGCUGAAAAACCCCUUCUACGAGCUCGAAAUGCCCAUCCGUUGCCACCUGUUCGACGAGCAACUCAAUUCCGUCGUCGCCGCCAGCAACGUGUGA